UUGACCCUUCACCUCCGGCCAUUGACAUCUAUAUAUAUAUAAUCCUUAUAACCCAAGGUAUCUAUAAAUGAUCCCCUCGCUUCCCUCGGGCAACCCCCAUAUACCGAACUUCCGCCAAAUAAUUGAUUUUAUAAAUAAAACGUUUUAUUAAAAUCGCAAAUAUUUUUGCGUAUAAAUCAAUUGACAUUUUAAGUUUUGGCAAAAUUGUUAUACAAAUUGUAUUGAAUUUGUGAUUAGAUAUCAUAAAUAAUGGGAAAUUUAUUACGGCUGCUAUCGAGGGAUGAAACGCCAAAAUAUGAUGUUUUUGUCGAUUUUGAAAAUGCCCGACCGACAGACACUGAGAAGGAGGUCUACAUAUUAGUUGAAUGUGUUUUGAUUGAAGCAAAUGAUAUAUUGUCUGCAUUACAGACAUAUAAAGGCGCCGGAACUGAGAUCAGAGAGGCAAUCGGAAAUCCGUUGAAUGAAGAACAGCAGAUCAAAGCCUGGGAUGCAGUCCUACCACUCGUUAAUAAACUCAAACAUUUCUACCAGUUUUCACUCAAAUUAGAGGAUUGUGUGCCGAAAGUGUUGUCGGCGCUGUGCUCCGGGUCGAUGAGUCCGCGCCAACAUUUAGAGACACAGCAGGCGUUAGUCAAACAAUUUGCAGAGAUAUUAGAUUUUGUACUCAAGUUUGAUGACCUCAAGAUGACUAACCCCUCCAUUCAAAAUGACUUCAGUUAUUAUAGACGAACAGUGAAUCGGCUUCGGAUCGCAAAUCAGGAUAACCCGAUAUUUGCCGAAAACAAUGUCAAUAUUAGUAACGAAGUGGCAAACAGAAUGUCUCUAUUUUAUGCUCAGCCGACUCCUAUGCUUAAAGUAUUGUCAGACUCGACCUCACAUUUUGUUGUUAAUAACAAAGAGCUUCCCAUCGAAAAUACCACCGAAACGUUAGGAACGAUGGCUAAAGUUUGCCAACGAAUGAUUGAAAAUCAUGAAUUUUAUUCGCGUUUCCAAAAAGAGGACACAAUAUUGUUUGUAUUACGAGUGAUGGUCGGUGUGAUCAUACUCUACGAUCACGUGCAUCCCGUCGGAGCUUUUGUUAAGUCAUCCCAUAUUGAUGUCCGCGGAUCCAUCAAAGUCCUCAAAGAACAGCCACCAAAUGUGGUCGAAGGCUUACUCAAUGCCCUCAGGUAUACCACUCGUCAUCUAAAUGAUGUGACAACACCUAAAAAUAUCAAAAAUCUUCUCACAUAAAGUAGUCUAUAAUAAUUAUUUUAGACUAUUGUUAUCAUAAAUACUAAAAACAAUCUUUUAAAAUACAAUUUUUUUACCAAAAAU
This is a messenger RNA of Oppia nitens, 1317 nucleotides long. Its product is annotated as CYFIP-related Rac1 interactor B-like. The coding region runs from base 250 to 1233 and encodes 327 amino acids. The transcript is spliced from 5 exons. The record is from RefSeq and is a predicted model, not a curated record. Lineage: Eukaryota; Metazoa; Arthropoda; Arachnida; Sarcoptiformes; Oppiidae. Gene Ontology annotation, biological process: regulation of actin filament polymerization. Gene Ontology annotation, molecular function: small GTPase binding.